Molecule: messenger RNA, 2290 nt
Organism: Acaromyces ingoldii
Lineage: Eukaryota; Fungi; Basidiomycota; Exobasidiomycetes; Exobasidiales; Cryptobasidiaceae
Exons: 1
Coding region: 309-1952 (547 amino acids)
Biological process (GO): DNA-templated transcription
Molecular function (GO): zinc ion binding; DNA binding
Source: RefSeq, a predicted model, not a curated record
GGCACUCAUGAAAAGGAAGAAGACGCUGUCGUGCGCGACGUGCCGCGUCCUCAAGCGCAAGGUGCGUCGAGCGUGUCUUGUCCCGGAGACCAAGACUCACAUCGAUAGGUAACCAGUGCAGCCGCGAUCAGCCUUGCUCACAGUGCGAGAGGACGAGACGCCCUUGCCAGUAUGAGGAAGAUGACGAUGGUAGCGAGCGACAGCUGAGACGUACCGCAUCACCCGAUACCGAAGCCGUCGUCGAGCUGCUGAGCACCUGGCCUUUUGUCAAUGCACUCCUCUCCGUGUGGUUUAGGGAGCUGGACUACAUGUACGACUCGUUCAGAGCAACCGAGGUCGAGGUGCUCUGGCAAAAGCAAGAGUUGGAUGGCAAGCGGCAUCCAGAGUAUAUUCCACUUCUCGCCGCCGCGCUUGCGCUUGCGGCGCAGCUACACGGGGCCGACCUAGCUGCCAGUGUUGCUGCGCUGCAUGGGCCUUGGCCGCUCAGCGGGACUGUUAUCAGUGCUGCCUUGAGUCUGGCGGAAGAUCGAUUGGACACCGUCUUUGCAGAGCCAGAUGAGCACCUGGACUGCAUGCCUGAGAGCCUGCAGGCCUCGCUGCUUGUCUGCUCAUUCUAUAAAAACACCGGCCAGGCCAAUCGCUACAGAGCCAAGCUCUAUAGCUACAUCUCGUCGCUCCUCAACCUCUCCUACCAUCUGCUUGAUUCCUACCCUUCCGACAAGGGAAAGGAGACGGAGGCGCCACCAUCGCUUGCAAACUUGACCAUCCAGCAGCGCAGCCUCGUCCGCCACCUUUUCUGGACCUUUUUUGCCUGCGAUCGCCUCUACAUCAUGAUGGGAGGACCGGCGUCGUCUUACUGCAUCAAUGCACGGCAUUGCGAUGUUUGGCUGCUUGCCGGUCCAAGAGCGAGGCACGUCCGCGACCUCUGUUGUCCCCGUCCAUCGUCGCGGCACGAGGGACAUCUACGGAGUGGGCCAAGUGUUGAGAAGGAAGCCGGCGCGUCGCAUUUCAUUUGGGCUAUGACCGAAGUGGCAGCCGUAGCAGGUCAUUGCACCGACAGCCUCAAUCAGCUGCGCUCUUUGCAAGCCGAGGCUUCGAUGGAAGAGUUCCGCGAGGCCUGCAUACGGCAGGUGUGCGAGGUGGAGGCCGACGUCGACACACUGGACGUUGAUGUUGCUGCGCAGGUACACGACGCCCGCCAGAGACACGUCUUGACCCUGACGAUCUACAGGCUCCGAAGGGACAUAGCUUUGGCGCUGGCCUCGCUUCUUCCUCUACCUCUCGCCGGCCCUUACCAGUCAUGGCUUCUGCACAAAGAGGUGGAAUCCGCAAAAGCACUGCUGCUUCGCGGCCUCGAGGUACCCAUAGACGUGGCCCCUCGUGCGAUGGGGUGGAUCUUUUACCUGCACUAUCUCGCCGAGCCAACUUUUGGCCUUUUAAAAGCUAUCAUGUCUGCUCGCUCGACUCGCAGCGACUACGACGACAACGGUAGCGGCGGCGACGGUGGCGCCCAUCUAGAUGUGGAAUCCAUCUUCGAGGCUGUGCUGAAGGGCAGAAACCUCAUCUGUCUCGUGGCCCGAGAGAGCGGGGUCCCCUUGGCCCUGGACCUCGCUCGUAAAGUGUGCCGCAUGCUCCAGGAGAAAACUGCGUCUCUCGAAAACUUUUCGAAAGAGUGCGAAGCCGUGGGCGAUGCAGACGUCCAGGUCGAUGCGGUCCAGGUGUGCCAGACCUACCUGCAAUCUAGGUUGGCCCGCGAGCCCGCCAGCUCGCUGCACAGUCACGAGAUGACAGCGAGAAGCAGCAGUCCUGCUCUGAGCGAGCGUCUUCGUGAUGCUGGCCUCGACCUGUCGCCCUAUGCUUGGUCGUGGAGCUCGGAGCUAGAAACGGAUCCCUUGUUUUCUGCGCUCGGCUCGCUCUUCAUGCUUCCGACCACGUCGGCUCCUGCCCGCUGAUGGGGAUCCGACGACUGCACCGCAGAACGUGACGGAAUUUCGCGUUGUCAAGAGUAGUGACAUCGAUCACAUCUGCAAUGUCGUUGUACGUCCGAUCAUUGAGGGUCUCUUUUUCGAACGUCUGGCGCCUUUGCGGUGUACGUCGCUUCUUUUCAUCAACAUCAAGAUUGUUCGGAAGGGAAGCAUUGGAGCAUGUUUACUUUGCACGUGGCUGCGUGGCAUUUCAAUCGAAGCGCCGCUGAUGCCAUUUGUAUCGAUAGUAUGGCGUUGGCUAUCAUUCCAGCAAUAAAGCAUGUAGAUUUAGGUGCCGAUCAAUACUAAAGGCAUAAGUAGAAAGA